UUUUUUUUGCAUUCUAGAUGCGCGGGUCACCUGGAGAAUUGCAACGAUCCCAAUUUCAGGCAGUUUCGUUUUUAUGCCUACUAUUUUAACAAUUACUUUGGUCACGGAAUGGCCAAUUCAGCGGAAACCGCUUCGGCCUGGCUAACGGUAUUAGUUUCGGUUGAGCGUUAUAUGGCAAUGAAAUAUCCAAUGCUAGCCCUCACAUACUGCCGACAUAGCUCAGGCCGAAUGCACGUGAUAAUUAUAAUUCUCCUUUCCGUGGCCUUUAACGCGCCCCUUUUCUUCACCACUCGAUGUUCACGCAAAAAUGUCACUACUGAAACCGGUGAGUCGAAGGAAAUACUUGUCACAUACUACACUGCCUUCGGAAAAUCCACCGACUACGAUAUCUUCACGUGGUUUCGCUUCGUCUUGGUUCAAAUUGUUCCCCUAAUAGCUCUAUGUAUUUUCAACAGUCUCCUUCUUACCGUCGUGAGUGAGAGUUAUCGCAAAUUGCGAACGCAACAGGAGGUUAAGGAGAUAUCUCACGAUGGAAAUAGGGAGGUGCCCAAUUCUAGCAAACAUCAACGCACUGUCAAGCAGUUGCAAAUCGAGCGUCGGCAACGGGCGCAGACUAAACUAACUCUCAUGCAAAUAUGUGUAAUAUUUCUCUUCCUUAUUGGCCAGAUUCCCCAAGCCUUCUCCUUUGAAAAGAUUGCCAAUGUGAUAAUGCCCGUGUGGUGCGGCAAGUGCUGCAAAUUUCGCAUUUAUUAUCAAGUUAUAAGCAUAUUGCUUAGUCAAAUUGGCUUCUCUUUGCCAUUUUUCAUUUACUUCUCCCUUAAUAGACACUUUCGCAAAAUCCUCCUUACCUGUUGUAAGUCGAAACCCACCGAGCACUGUACAACACGAUAUUCACGAGCAACCAUAGUUGAAUCGCGUGUUUAUUAG
Rodentolepis nana is the source of this 927-nucleotide messenger RNA. The record is from the annotation of a GenBank genome assembly. Lineage: Eukaryota; Metazoa; Platyhelminthes; Cestoda; Cyclophyllidea; Hymenolepididae.